Molecule: messenger RNA, 2643 nt
Organism: Acanthosepion pharaonis
Lineage: Eukaryota; Metazoa; Mollusca; Cephalopoda; Sepiida; Sepiidae
Source: the annotation of a GenBank genome assembly
AUGAUUGACCCCUUCGGUUCAGUCAGGCGAUCGCCCGAGGUCUUUACGAGCGCAAAUUGUUGGCGCCAUUUUCCUGCACUGCGGGUGGCGCAAAACGAGACCAAAGCUCAGAAAUGUUUAUAUCUAUCUAUCUAUCUAUCUAUCUAUCUAUCUAUCUAUCUAUCUAUCUAUCUCAGCCUGCAUCUCUCUCUCUCUCUCUCUCUCUCUCUAUCUAUCUAUUUAUCUAUCUCAGUCUGCUUCUCUCUCUCUCUCUCUCUCUCUCUCUCUCUCUAUCUAUCUAUCUAUCUAUCUAACUAUCUAUCUAUCUGUGUUUGUUCAUAUCUAUCUAUCUAUCUAUCUAUCUAUCUCAGUCUGUUUCUUUCUCUCUCCCUCUUUCUCUCUCUCUCCCUCUUUCUAUCUAUGUAUCUAUUUGUGUUUGUUCAUAUCUAUCUAUCUAUCUAUCUAUCUAUCUAUGUCUGUUCAUAUCUAUCUAUCUAUCUAUCUAUCUAUCUAUGUCUGUUCAUAUCUAUCUAUCUAUCUAUCUAUCUUACAUGUCCUUGGCUGGGUUAUCUAUCUAUAUAUCUAUGUACUUCGGUCUCUUCAUAUCUAUCUAUCUACCUAUCACAAUUAGGCCAUGCUAUCUAUCUAUCUAUCUACUUCGGUCUCUUCAUAUCUCGGUCUCAUCAUAUCUAUCUAUCUAUCUAUCUGAAUUCAAUCUCUCUCUCUCUCUCUCUCUCUCUCUCUCUCUCUCUCUCUCUCUCUCUUCCUAAUCAAUCACUGUGUAUGUUACUCUGUCUUUAUCUAUCUAUCUAUCUAUCUAUCUAUCUAUCUAUCUAUCUAUCUAUCUAUCUAUCUCAUUCUGUUCAUAUCUAUCUAUCUAUCUAUCUAUCUAUCUAUCUAUCUAUCUAUCUAUCUAUCUAUCUCAGUCUGUUCAUAUCUAUCUAUCUAUCUAUCUAUCUAUCUAUCUAUCUUGGUUUCUUCAUAUCUAUCUAUCUAUCUAUCUAUCUAUCUAUCUAUCUAACACUGUUUAUAUCUAUCUAUCUAUCUCGCAAUUUGUUCAUUAUCUACCUAUCUAUACCACGCGUGCACAUCUUAGGUCUCUUCAUAUCUAUCUAUCUAUCUAUCUAUCUAUCUAUCUAUCUAUCUAUCUAUCUAUCUAUCUGUUUCGACCUAUUUCUUCCACCUCCGAAAAGAACAAUGAUUAGUAGCAAUCUUCUUCUUCUUCUUCUUCUUCUCCUCCUCCCCUCCUCCCCCUUCUUCUUUUUCUUCGUUGUCGUUGACGUCGUCGUCGCGUUCUUCUUCUUCUUCUCCUCCUCCCCUUCUUCUUCUUCUUCUCCUCCACCUCUUCCCCUCCUCCCCUUCUUCUUCUUCGUCGUCGUCGUCGUGUUCGUGUUCUUCUCCUCCUCCCCUCCCCUUCUUCUUCUUCGUCAUCGUCGUCGUUGUGUUCUUCUUCUUCUCCUCCUCUUCCCCUCCUCCCCUUCUUCUUCUUCUUCGUCAUCGUCGUCGUUGUGUUCUUCUUCUUCUUCUCCUCCUCCCCUUCUUCUUCUUCUUCUUCUCCUCCUCCUUCCCCUCCUCCCCCUUCUUCUUCUUCGUCGUCGUCGUCGUGUUCGUGUUCUUCUCCUCCUCCCCCCUCUUCUUCUUCUUCUUCGUCAUCGUCGUCGUUGUGUUCUUCUUCUUCUCCUCCUCCCCUUCUUCUUCUUCUUCUUCUUCUCCUCCUCUUCACCUCCUCCCCCUUCUUCUUCUUCUUCGUCAUCGUCGUCGUGUUCGUCUUCUUCUCCUUCUCCUCCCCUCCUCCCCCUUCUUCUUCUUCUUCUUCUUCUAUUAUUAUUAUUAUCUUCCACUUCUACAUCGACAUUGACUCAUGUCAGUUACCUAUUCUUUUGUUGCUAUUCCAUCCAUCUGUCUCUCUCUGUCUCUUUUUCUCUCGGGGUUUCCAGAUCACUAAACUGGAAGUUCGUUGACACGUCGCCAUUUGUGAACACCUGGGUUCGCUUCUAUAUCUAUCUCUAUAGUAGUAAACGAUACGUCUAUCUCUCUCUUUCUCUUGCUUCCUCUCUCUCUCUCUCUCUCCCACUCACUAUUUCAAUCUUUCUUUCUCCACGUUUUCUUUCUUCUUUUCUUUCACGUAGUUUUGUCAGUAGAGGUGUAUAUCUAUCUAUCUAUCUAUCUAUCUAUCUAUCUAUCUAUCUAUCUAUCCAUAUCUAUCUAUCUAUCUAUCUAUCUAUCUAUCUAUCUAUCUAUCUCAUCUAUUCAUAUCUAUCUAUCUAUCUAUCUAUCUAUCUAUCUAUCUAUCUAUCUAUCUCAGUCUAUUCAUAUCUAUCUAUCUAUCUAUCUAUCUAUCUAUCUCAGUCUAUUCAUAUCUAUCUAUCUAUCUAUCUAUCUAUCUAUCUAUCUAUCUAUCUCAGGCUAUUCAUAUCUAUAUAUCUAUCUAAUUCACUUCAUAUCUAUCUAUCUAUCUAUCUAUCUAUCUAUCUAUCUAUCUAUCUAUCUAUCUAUUUCACUUCAUAUCUAUCUAUCAAUCUAUCUAUCUCACUUUCAUUUCUUUCCUUCUUGCACACACAAACAGACGCUCUCUCUCUCUCUCUCACACACACACACACACACACAAUUUCUAUAUAUAUUGUAUAUGCGCGGUACUUACUGGAAAACACUCAAUAUCAGUGA